Messenger RNA from Scleropages formosus (Asian bonytongue), 2009 nucleotides. RefSeq names its product transmembrane protein 88b-like (gene tmem88bl). The record is from RefSeq and is a predicted model, not a curated record. Gene Ontology annotation, molecular function: PDZ domain binding. Gene Ontology annotation, cellular component: plasma membrane. NCBI's taxonomy places the organism in Eukaryota, Metazoa, Chordata, Actinopteri, Osteoglossiformes, Osteoglossidae. The transcript is spliced from 3 exons. The coding region runs from base 366 to 890 and encodes 174 amino acids.
CGCGCGCGCGCGCCCGCGCGCCACGCUCGAGCCGUCCUGCUGCGCGUUACGGGCGACCUGCAGCGCUGCGUCUCCUCCGCGCGUCGCAAACAUUCGGGGAUUCGAGUAAAACACGAGCAUCCGUGGGAGGCGAACCCGCUGCCCGACGAUCGCACCGCACCGCACGGCCAGGUAAGAAGCCUGUUGUCCUUCUGGUCCGGCAGCGCCGCGAGGACACGGACGCCGGAGCACUUGGAGAUGCGCUCCUCACACACACUUUUGUUUGGCAAAUAUUCCGCUGGCUUCACGCAAAAUAGAACACGCGUGGGGACUGUAGUGCCGUGCGAACGAGACCAUCGAGUCCAUAGCAAGUGCAGCAGCUCAGGAUGUGCGGUAUGGACAUGGACCCGGAGGACAGCGGUGCCGAUGGAGAGGAGAAGGACCAGGAGGAGUACGGCGUGGGGGAACGUGUGCGAAUGCUGCCGCCGCCCCUUGCUCACAGCGAUGCGACUGCUUGGGGGCCGCGCCGGGGGCCCGUCGGGUGCCUCGCCUGGGGGUUCGGGCUGGCCCUGUGGAACGUCGGCGUGGCUGUAGCCUGUGUGCUCGUCCUGGCUGCUGUGUUCGCCCUGGUUCUUCUGCCUUCCACGCUGCUGCUGUACGCCGGCUUCCUCUGCCACUCCCGUGUCCUGAACUCGCCAGCCACUUUCUGCCAGUAUGUUGACGACAACACUUGCUCUGCGCUCAUAAUUCUGGGGUUCGUGAUGAUGUCGCCGCUGGUGGUGGUCGCCGCAGCAACGUUCUGUGGUGUGGCGCGUAGGCUUCACCUCUUUCUGCUUUUUCAACCUAUUGCACGCGCUCGGUACCGUUCGGAGGUGUGGACCUGGCGCGGGAGCGUCCGAGCCUGGGUCUAGUGGGGCGAGCAUCGGAUACCGGGGGCCAUGCCUCUUAUGGUUAGGAGAGCCACGGUGACACCUGCUGUGUUAUUUUAUCCCAGCUUAAACACUUUAGUGACCUUACUGUUGGAUGCAAUGAGCUCAGAUGACCAAGGUGUGCUUAAGAUGUUUGAAGAUUUUACAUCACGAUUUUGGGAGUAAACCCACAGCUGAGUGUUUCGAUACAAGAGGUACUCGCCUGUUUUGGGCCUGUCAAGAAAUGUUUAAUCCUGUGGCUAUAAAUGUGUCGUUCAGAUAUUUUCUUCUACGUACUUUUGAAUGUUACUUGGCCGACGGGAUGGUAAAAAAAGUUUUGACACGUGCCCAGAACUGCAGCAGUACCGCUCUCAGUUACGGCAUCUCCGUGUCAUUAUGUGUGAAGUCAUCGCCUUAGCGUAGAUUUAAAGCAGUGAGAGUUAUUAGACUAGAAAUCAUUGUCGGAGAAUGGAGGUGUUAUGUUUCUGAAAGCAAAAAGCAGUAGAAUCACUUGGAAUUUAUGAGUCCUUAAAUAGCCAGUCUUCUUGUGAACUUUCCAGAUGAUGUCAAUUAGCCUCGGUCAGCAGUUCGUCGACAGAACAUUACAGGCUCGCAGUGAUUCAGAACGGCAAACUGCAUUUUAAUUAUCCUUUUUCUGCAGUCCGGAAUGACCCUGAAACGCUCUUCAGCGCGUUGAGGUUAAGCUCUGCUCAUGAUGCUUCUGUUGUCAGAGAAACAGAUGCUGGAGGAAGGAAGAUGUAUGUGAAAAAGUGAUUCAUUUCCUUCUUCUCCAUUGUACCAAUGACUGUACCAUCCAAUAGAUAGAAUGCCCCCCCCCCCCACCCCGAGUAACUUUUCACUGUACAGCCCUUGAUCUGCUGGUGUACCAGUGCAUUUGUUACUAUGGUUAUCAAUAAAAUGAGGCUUUUGAAGAGUUUGCUUCAAAUACUACUUUCCUUGUGUGUAAGACAGCUGGUGUUUCAUUUGGAUCAAGGGAGGAGCAUGAAUUUCCAGCUGUCAUUUGUAGAAAAUACGAUUAUAUCGAUAUAUUAUUAAAUACAUAAGCAUUGCAUUUUAUCAUAGCUUAGCAGAAAUCUCAUAUUUCACUGGCACCAAAUUUUG